This is a messenger RNA of Jaculus jaculus (lesser Egyptian jerboa), 876 nucleotides long. RefSeq names its product synuclein gamma (gene Sncg). The transcript has 6 exons. Gene Ontology annotation, biological process: synapse organization; chemical synaptic transmission; synaptic vesicle endocytosis. Lineage: Eukaryota; Metazoa; Chordata; Mammalia; Rodentia; Dipodidae. Gene Ontology annotation, cellular component: axon terminus; cytoplasm; neuronal cell body. Gene Ontology annotation, molecular function: cuprous ion binding. Bases 228 to 608 code for a protein of 126 amino acids. The record is from RefSeq and is a predicted model, not a curated record.
CGGCAUGCAGUCAGAGCCCGGAGCAUCAGGAAGCCCUGUGUGUGUGUGUGCAGUCUCAGCUCCUCCAACCAGACUGACCGGGACGCCAGGCUCAGGGGCAGCCAGGAUGCUAUGGGUAGCUGGGCACCCAGAGUAGCCUAGAGAGAGAAGGCAGUGCGUGGACGGCGGCUGCAACAGCGCCAGCCUGCAGCUCACCGGAGAGUCCAGGUUCCACCCUCGCCACUACCAUGGACGUCUUCAAGAAGGGUUUCUCCAUUGCCAAGGAGGGUGUGGUGGGUGCCGUGGAGAAGACCAAGCAGGGGGUAACAGAGGCAGCUGAGAAGACCAAGGAAGGAGUCAUGUAUGUGGGUACCAAGACCAAGGAGAAUGUGGUGCAGAGCGUGACCUCAGUGGCUGAGAAGACCAAGGAGCAAGCCAACGCCGUGAGCGAGGCUGUGGUCACCAGCGUCAACACGGUGGCCUCCAAGACCGUGGAAGAGGCAGAGAACAUUGUGGUCACCGCCGGGGUCGUUCGCAAGGAGGAACUGGAGCAAGCUGCCCCCUCACAGGAGGACCAGGAAGCCCAGGAACAAGAGGUGGAUGAGGAGGCCAAGAGUGGAGGAGACUAGAAGUCUGCCAGUCAGCAACAGAGGGCCCAAGGAACACCCUACUACCUUGGACCCCAUCCCCACGCCACACACAAUAAGUGCCCCACCCAAAGUGCCCUGCGGACUACCCAUGUGCCCUGCCUCAAACCUUGGUGCCACAGCCUGUCCACACUGCUGCCAUCCUCCACCCCGUUAGCCCUUUGGUCCCUCUGACCCCACAGGUCAAAUGCUGCUGUGAACUUUUUUUUCUUUUUUAAUGAUUUGAAAUAAAACAUGAGCCUCACUCCCA